Asterias rubens (European starfish) is the source of this 2664-nucleotide messenger RNA. Its product is annotated as tribbles homolog 2-like. The transcript has 3 exons. Gene Ontology annotation, cellular component: nucleus. Gene Ontology annotation, molecular function: mitogen-activated protein kinase kinase binding; ATP binding; protein kinase activity. Gene Ontology annotation, biological process: regulation of MAP kinase activity; positive regulation of proteasomal ubiquitin-dependent protein catabolic process; protein phosphorylation. The record is from RefSeq and is a predicted model, not a curated record. Lineage: Eukaryota; Metazoa; Echinodermata; Asteroidea; Forcipulatida; Asteriidae. The coding region runs from base 1154 to 2191 and encodes 345 amino acids.
ACACACAAACGGCCGCGGAGAUUCAGUUAGUUGUGCACAAUUCUAGCAUAGACGUAGUUUGUGUGUAGCCGACCGACCCAGUUUAAUUUCGUACAUACACUUUAAAAUUGUACACAUUUGAACAUGGCACUGGCAAAUUUUUCUCGCUUUUGAGCGAGAUCGGCGGUAUCUUGGCCGACCCAGCGUUGGAGGAUCAUCGUGGGGGCUUCCAACCACACUUUGACACAAUCUGUGAAAAAUAUUCAGCCGGUCAUCUCUCGGAAAAAACAUCAUUUUUGAGUCCAUCCCGAUUUCCGUCGAGACGAAUUUUUCGCCCAGGUCGUACAUCUCUCCAGCGCUGUGGUUAUUAUUGCGUCACGCGAUUUUUACUGACUGUGGAUCUGCUGAUGAUAAACUAAAGUGGCACGUGCAUUGUUGUUGUGAAAUAUCUUCAAGAUAAAAAUCCAUCAUUCUCUUGAGUUAUUCUAUAAUGGAACAACACAGCAUCUGAAACGUGAAUCCUUAGUUCUUCUGGAAGUGUAAAAAAAAACGGCAUUGCAUUUCUUGCAUCAACGCUGAAAUACGUGAACAAAAAUGUUGGUGACAGUUUUCUGAUCACAACAAAAGACGACUGUCUGUAAACCUAUUUUUAUGCAGCUGAAAACUAACAUUAUUUCUCAGGAAUAAUAUAUUCAUAUUCUAUAUUUUAUAUUUUCAAGAAUUGUUCAUGACUCUAUCAAAAACUUGCUGGACUUCUUGUUGGUGAGGAUUUCGUGUGCUACAACCGCCAACGCAAAGCUUUAUUGUGUAGAAUUUUAACUAACACUCAUUUUGGGUGACUAACCUACACACACAGUGACGCUGUGUGGUGAGUGGAGAUUUCGCAAUCGGCUGUCAAUCCAACGCUUGCUUUGGUGUUGUUCAAAGAAGACAAUAGGCAGUAGCAUCACCAAAGUCUUCCAUUUAUUACACAAUUUACUUGUCAUAUUUCGAAGUCAUCAAGCUGAAAUCCGUACUGGACGUUGUCACUUCGGGUCCUGCUUUAUCGUCGAUAAGGACAAAUUACGCCUCGCCUUUUCGGUGACUCCGCCGUGUACAACGACUGAUCGGUGGUUUGGUUGUCGACAAAAAAGCAGACUUUGUUUUUCGACUGCGGGGGCCGGCUUUGUUGCCGAUGAACAUUCAACGCUCUCUUCCCAUUCCGAUCGAGAAUGAUCGGAGGAGCGGCCGGAGAAAAGCUUUCUCGCAUUUUGACACACCACCCGAUCUAUCGAACUCUUUCACGAGCAGUUUAAGCCCGAAUUUAUCGGCACCUACCCCACCGAACUUUGUCCCGAAGGAGCCCCAUGUGGUCUCCAAGAUCGGGAGUUACCUCCUUACGGAGGAGACCGAGUUGAAUGUGUUCCACGCGCUGGACGCUGUCACACACGAAGAAUCAAAGUGCAAGGUUGUUGAUUCUAAGAAAUAUGCCGAAGAAUUUGCUGCAAAUUUCAAAUUGGAGCCGCACGACAACGUAGCCCCAAUUCACGAAGUACUUCUCGGAGAGGAGAAAGCGUACGUCUUCUUUCCCCGUAACCAUGGCGACAUGCAUCAGUACGUACGAAGCAAGAGAAAGCUCAACGAAGAGGAAGCGAGUCGGCUGUUCUAUCAGAUGGUCUUGGGCGUCGCUCACUGUCAUGACAGCGGAGUUGUACUCCGCGACCUGAAACUGCGCAAGUUUGUCUUCAAAAAUUGUCAAAGAACUAGGGUUAUGCUGGAAGGCCUGGCUGAUGCCUUUGUUAUCGACGACAGCGACGGAGACCUCCUGUGCGAUAAACAUGGCUGCCCCGCCUAUGUUAGUCCGGAGAUCCUCAACACAGAUCCGUGCUACUCGGGCAAGUGUGCUGACGUCUGGAGUCUGGGCGUGAUACUAUACACUAUCCUCAUUGGCCGAUAUCCUUUCCAUGAUAAGGAGCCAAGCUCGCUCUUCGGAAAAAUCCGACGCGGGAAGUUCACUAUACCAGAGUCCGUCUCGUCGCAGGCAAAGUGUCUGCUGCGUAGCAUCAUGCGGGUUGAUCCCGCAGAGCGACUCACGGCGGACGAAAUCCUCCACCAUCCGUGGUUCCGGCAGGGCACCCUACCGGUCGGUUCUUACACUGAUUCGAGUAAAACAUCCGACCAAACUGUACCCGAUUUCUUUAUUCCAGAAAGCGAAGACUCUUUCUUUGUAUAGCGAAAUGUUUGCAGAUGUUUGUUUAAAUUUUAUUCAUCACCAUUAUACAUAAUCAGCAGCAGCAGAGUUUGUGAUUUAUUGGGUUUUUUUUGGUAAGUUAUUUUCACCAAUGCAAGUGGUUUUACUGAAGCGACUCGACGCUGGAAAAAAGUUUUGGGUGAGAAGAACUCAAUCUGUCUCAAUUGUACUUGUGUUUAUUAGUGUUGUUUUAUCUUUUGUUAGUGAAAAAAAAAACAUUUUAAUUAAAACAUCCUAAAAAAAAUCUGAAUUUAUCGUUGAACUUGAACACGUGUACAUUUAUAGUAGAUACCUAGUAAAUAUGUAAAUAAUUGGGAUUUAUAUUGUUUUCUUUAAUUCUAGAUCAAAGUAUAGAUCAAGUAGUCUGAAGUGUGCACAGUCUUACUAUGAAGUAGGUUCAGGAACCAUCCAUAUCAAAGAAAUAUACAGCAAAUAAUGUGCGGACAAUUUUACAA